AUGGGCUCCAGCAUCUUCCCACUCUGCCUAACACUUCUACUAUAUUCUGUGUAUGGUACUCCAGUCUCUGAUGGGCAUCACUCCAGUGAAGCUGCAGCAGGUGCUGAUGCUGGUGAGAUAAUAAUAGACAUUCCAGAGAUAAACUUAGCUGCUGGACUGGAUCUCUUUCAAGGUGAUAUCUUGCUCCCUCAAAACGAGCGCAAUGCCCUACGGAAUGAGACCUACAGAUGGAAGUUCCCCAUUCCAUACAUUCUGGGUGAUAACCUAGAUCUGAAUGCCAAAGGAGUCAUUCUUCAGGCAUUUGAAAUGUUCCGUCUGAAGUCUUGCAUUGAUUUCAAGCCAUAUGAAGGAGAGGAAACCUACAUAUUCUUUAAAAAAGAAAUUGGGUGUUGGUCCAUGGUGGGGAACCUGCAGACUGGACAAACCCUCUCUAUUGGGGAGAGGUGUGACUACAGAGCAAUUGUAGAACAUGAGAUCCUGCAUGCUUUGGGAUUUUAUCAUGAGCAGUCAAGAAUGGACAGGGAUGACUAUGUGACCAUCUGGUGGGAUCAAAUUAUUACAGACAAAGAGCAUAAUUUUGUGAAGUACGACGAUGGCUACAUCACUGAUUUGAACACCCCCUAUGACUAUGAAUCAGUGAUGCACUAUGCACCUUUUUCAUUUAACAAAAAUGCCAGCAUCCCCACUAUAACAGCAAAGAUACCAGAAUUUGAUGACAUAAUUGGACAACGUCUAGACCUCAGUGCCAUUGACCUGGAAAGACUGAAUCGCAUGUAUAACUGCACUUCAACUCAUACUUUUUUGGACCACUGUUCUUUCGAGCUUGAAAAUAUCUGCGGCAUGAUCCAGGGCACCAGGGAUGAUCUAGACUGGGUCCAUCAACUGAGUGCUACAGGGCAGCAAGACCACACAAUUUCUGGGCGUUGCAGAGAUGCUGGUUAUUUCAUGUACUUCAACACCAGCUCUGGCAAGGCAGAUGAGGUGGCAGUCCUAGAGUCUCGAAUCCUUUAUCCAAAGAGAACUCAGCAAUGCCUCCAGUUCUUCUAUAAGAUCACAGGAAGCCUUUCAGACAAGCUGGUCAUCUGGCUUAAAGAGGAUGAUGGCACUGGGAAUGUUCGCAAGAUGAGGAAAAUUCAAACUUUUCAAGCCGAUAAUGACUAUAACUGGAAAAUUGCCCAUGUAACUCUCAACGCACAGAAGAAGUUCCGUUACCUCUUCCAAGGACUCAAAGGCAACCCCAGCUCUUCAUCUGGUGGGAUUGCUAUUGAUGACAUCACGCUGACAGAGACCCCCUGCCCCACAGCUGUGUGGAUUGUACGGAAUUUCAGCCAAAUCCUCAAAAAACCAACAAGUGACUUUAUUCAAAGCCCCCGGUUUUAUAGCCCUGAGGGUUAUGGUUUUGGCAUAACUUUGCAACCCCACUCCAGAAUCAGUGGCUACACUCGUGUUGCCUUUCACUUGUGCAGUGGAGAGAAUGAUGGUGUUCUGGAGUGGCCAGCUCUGAACCGCCAAGCUAUACUCACAGUGCUGGACCAAGACUCUGAUGUCUCAAAAAGGAUGUCCUCAAGCAAAAGCUUCACCACAAGCAAAGACCAUGUUAGCCCAGAGGAUAACAGAACCUUAAUCUGGGAUAAACCAUCAAUUGCUGGGAUAUUUGAUGCCUCGUGCAAUUGCUAUAGAAGUCUAUCAUGGGGGUGGACUAACUUCAUGUCCCACAGCCAGAUGAGACGGAGAAGCUUCCUGAAAAAUGAUGACCUGAUUAUUUUUGCUGAAUUUCAUGAUAUAACUCACCUCAAUUACACUGAAGUCCCUGUUAAACCUCAACAAUUUUCCUUCAUGGAAGACCUCACUCUUGAAAGGCAGAAGAGAGCAGCCCAGGAUAUGGAGCCCAUUCAAGACCAGCUGCCUUAUCUGCAAGACCCAUGUGACCCAAACCCUUGCCAGAAUGAUGGAAUCUGUGUCAAUGUGAAAGGGAGAGCAAGCUGCAGGUGCCCAUCAGGACAAGCCUUCUUCUUUACUGGUGAGAGAUGUCAAUCAAUGCAGGUCCAUGGGAACAUUCUGGGAAUAACAAUUGGUGGAAUUGCUGGAACUAUUGUUUUAACCAUCAUCCUCAUCUCCAUGAUGGCUAGACGAUAAAGAACAGCAGGGUUAUAAAUCUCAGCCUGGUGUUUUUCCAUAGUUCAUAAGACAUCAUUUUCCAGUGAAAAAUUAUGAAUACAACUUGUAGAAAAUCAGUCAGCAUAUGGAUGAAAUACUCUGUCAACACCUUGGGAGAACCUUGUUUACUCUGCAGGACUUGGCAGUUAGAGAACUGCUGCCCAGUGAAAGUUUGUACCCUGUCUCUCUUGUGCAUUCUUUGAGUGUUUCAUUUCUUCAUCCAGCAGCAAG
This is a messenger RNA of Apus apus (common swift), 2388 nucleotides long. RefSeq names its product meprin A subunit alpha (gene MEP1A). The record is from RefSeq and is a predicted model, not a curated record. Gene Ontology annotation, cellular component: membrane. Lineage: Eukaryota; Metazoa; Chordata; Aves; Apodiformes; Apodidae. The coding region runs from base 1 to 2136 and encodes 711 amino acids. Gene Ontology annotation, molecular function: protein binding; zinc ion binding; metalloendopeptidase activity. The transcript is spliced from 14 exons. Gene Ontology annotation, biological process: proteolysis.